This is a messenger RNA of Musca domestica (house fly), 4122 nucleotides long. RefSeq lists its product as uncharacterized. The transcript is spliced from 10 exons. NCBI's taxonomy places the organism in Eukaryota, Metazoa, Arthropoda, Insecta, Diptera, Muscidae. The record is from RefSeq and is a predicted model, not a curated record. Bases 800 to 3652 code for a protein of 950 amino acids.
GUUAACAGCAUCAGUUCGUCACCGGUUAACAAAGAAGGCACAACGUAUUUUCAACAACGACGCAUGAAGUCAAAAACAAAAGUGGCAUAUUAUUGCAUUAACAAAUCGAUCGUCAUUCCACCGUCUAGUGUAACUUUGAUGUGCAUGCAUGAGUGUGCUUGUGUGUUACAAUUUUAAAUUUUAAACGGAAUUUUUAAAUAAAAAAUGCAUGAAACCUGCUUGAAGUGGUAGUGGCUGCUGCACUCGAGUAAAAGGAAAUUUAUUGUGAUUGUAAUUUAGAGCCAGCCAGUGAGCCCCAGCUGCUGCCGCAUUUAACUUGUUUUAUGAAAUUAGUUGACUGUGUUCCGCCAGUUUGGUGCAUCAAGUUUGUGUUUUGUUUUUGUUAUUUUUUGGUAUAGACGUCUUGGCCGUGAUCUUGUCUUGGAGUCUUUAGUGGUGUGUAUUUUUGUUGUGAUUUUCAACAUCGGAUUGGCACGCAUUAACACGCACGGAACCAACAAAUCUCGAGAAGAGAGACAAUUUCGAAAUCCAUAAACAUAAAAAAACGGAGUAGUAAAAAUAUACACAAAAACCAACAACAACAAUAAUAACAUAAAUAAAUAAAGUGACAAAAAGGCAUUUUUGUGAAAGUGAUGUAAAAACUCCGACAACGACAGAAACAACAUCAUCAGCCACAGAUUUUCGUAGGUGUGUAUGGCUGAUAACAACUAUUCCAAAUAGAUCAAAAUAAAAAUCCUAUUGAAUGCCAACAUUGAUAAGAAGAACAAGAAAAUGUUUUGAAAAACCUGCGAGAAAAUAAAUGAAUGAAAUGGCCUUAAAACUAAAAAAGUUAAAUAGCAAUCAAUUUAUAAAUGAAACUAAUUCAGAACAAUACCAUUAUCGAGCGAAUAGAAAGUCUUUCAAGCUUAAGAUGAUGAGUGAAUGUGGUGCACAGCGCAGAGACUGCGGACGUUUGUCAAAAUCCAAAGAAAUGUUAAAUCAUCUAUUACUGAUGGCUGCCGAUGGCCAAAGUUGUUGUAACGAAAAUCAGCUCAGUGGGACAAUAAUCGAAAAUAGUAGUAGCAAUAACAGCAACAACGACAACAACGCAACGAUAAGAACAUGCCUAAGCGGUUUACAAGUGUUUGAAUCAAAACUUGGAGAUAUCAGCGACAACAAUGAAAACGAUAGCCGCCAACACCAGCACGUCAGACAACACCAGCCAACUUCUUCACAUCCUCCUCCUUCUCCCCCCGCUUCAUCUUUACAUUAUUCCCAUUGUAAACAGCGACGGCUUAGGCCAUUACAACAAUGUCAAUACCGGCAACAUUACCAAGACCAACAACAACAAAAACGCUGGCUAUUGUUUGGCUUACUUUAUGUUGUUGCCUUAUUUUCAGAAUACACCGUGCCACUAGUCAAAGCGGAUCAAAAUACUAAAGAUGCAAACCCAUCUGCCCUUUAUGGCAAUGUUGAUUCAAAUAUGGCGACAACACCCCUGACACCGGUCACCACAUUACCCACAAGCAAUGAUUCCUUUUAUACGACAACAACAACGACUUUUUCACCUUCGAUUAUGGCCAUAAAUGAAACCACGUCUGACUGGUUAAGAAAUGACAGCUCCCGAUAUGUCAAAAGGAAAUUCAAGAGUAAAUUCAAUGCCGACGAUUCGAUAUUUUUACGUUUUGCCAAGCGCUUUGCCCACGACAAUAAUCUGGUGUCCGGAAUCAUUCAGGAGUGCUAUCAACGGCCAACCUUUGCCUGUUUCCAAAAGAAUGUCUACGUUUAUCUUAACGAGGUAUUGGAUGCUCAGGAUGUGAACGUGACCCAACGUUUAAAGUUCUAUCGUAACGAUAAUGUCUAUGACGAGCAGGCCGAAUUGGAUGAGGAUAUGGCUGCAGAGGCACCAUCGCAUACCACCCAAGCAUCAGCAGCCAAAGAUUCAAUGGAGGAGGACGAGGACCAAAAUAAUGAAAUACCACGUGAAGGCCGUUCCUAUGAUAAUGAAGAUGCUGCCAUGCCGGAAACACCAAUUGAGGAAGUCACAAAUGCAUUGUAUGGCAAGAGCAUCAAAUUCGCCAUGACACAUAAUAUCGAAUUGAAAUUGCCUGAAAUGAUGUUCGACGGAGCCACAUUUCGUAUAUCGCCCAAAUCAAUAGAGGGCAAUGGUGUUAUAGCCAAGUUGGAGCUAAUACCCAAGCAAAAGAGUGAAGCUCGUUUGGCCGGUAAAAUCCUGAUGAAGAAACUACAGAAACUCAUGAAAAGUAAACUGCUGCUGUCGUUUUUGGCCCUGGUCUUGAUCAUAAAAAUUAUCAAAAUCAAACUUUUCUGGCUGUUGCCUUUGGUCAUUGGUGUGGGUGCUGCCAAGAAGUUGUUGCUGAAAUUUCUACUCUUCCUGUUCCCGGCGUUGUCACAUCUCUUCAAGCUAUGUUCGUAUUAUCAGCAGACCUAUCAUUCGACGAAAUAUCAUCAUCACCAUCAUCACAUUAAUCAUCAUCAUACGAUUGUUCCUCCAUGGCAUAGUGGUGAAAGUGCACCUUGGCAUAGUGCAGAGACGGCGCAUAUACCAGAAAUUAUCUAUUCCCAUCCACCCAAGGGUCAUGUUUCAACGUAUCUGCAUGGAGCACCCAUACAUGAAACCUAUGGGCCACCGCAUGAACAUAUUGAAGCUUGGGAAAAUUCUGGCCCUGGUUUAGGUUCAGAAUAUAUAAGUGAUAUAAAUCGUGUUGCACAUAUCGAUGAUAAGACAAAUUAUUUUAAACCGCACCCCAAAAACGAUGUUAAUGAAUUACACGCCUGGGGUCUGGGCACUACGCCUCUAUCCACAAUACAAAAUAAACGUCCACCUACGGGACCACAACUACAACAACAACAUCCACAGCAAUAUAAACGAGUUUCGACUCCACUACAGAAACCAAGCAUUCUCCAACAAACACCACAAAAUUAUCAAAAACCUCAAGCCACUAGUCAGACAUUUAAUCCAUUCAAGCAACAGGGUGACAAACAAAGCAUUUUCAAUCACAAGUAUAGAAAUAAUCCUGUUGCAGCCCAAUCUGCACCAAGUCCUGUUUACACACCAGCGCGGCAGCCAGGAUUGCCGCAGUUGCAGAAACAACUACAACCACAAAUACAAGAAGCCCUCUCAACAGCAGCGCAAAUUGCUGCCCAAUAUGAUCCGACGCGAAAGCAACCGCAGCAACAACAGUCAUUGCCGACCACACUUCAAGAAUCUCAAUUAACGCCGGAAUUGUCCGCACAAAUAAAGGAGGCUUUACGAAUACAGGCUGAGCAAAGAUUGGUGCAACAACAGCAACAGAUAUUGGACAAACAACCGUUUGUGCAGGAUGGUCAGCCAUUGAUGCCGUUAAACUACGACCCCUUCUAUAGCCCGAUAUUAUUGAAAAUUGAUAAAAUAAUUGAACAACUUGGCAUCAAGGAAGAGGGUUGUAAAGAACGUGUGGUCUGCAGCAUGUACAAGGAUCCGGAACGUUAUAGCCCGCAUAGUAAUUUUGUGUCCGCCGAGUUGAGUCGAGAUACAAAUGAAUUGCAGCCGAUAACCAGCACAAAUCCAGCUGUCAUACGAUUUUUCCGUUUAAUACAGGCGGCUCGUGAUGGUCAAGAUCAUAAGAACUGUUUGACUCUCUAUCCAGACUGUAACAUAAAUACCGAGUAAACGGAGAGCUGUAUGUUUUUGAAGCAAAAAAACCAAGUGGCUUGAGUCUCCUUCACUAUUUUGUAAAGUCAUUUAGCCUUAAUUUAAUUUAUUUGUUGAUUUGUUUACUAUAUAAAGUUCAACACGGUUCUAAUAAACUUAAAAAAUAACCACAGAUCUUUUCAAAGCAGUAGUCCGAUAGAAAAUAUUUAUUUUUCCGAAACUGUCAAAAAUUAUCCGUGUUAAAAGAGUUCAUUAUAAUCGUGUUCGACUAUAAUAAAAUUAUUUGCUAAUAUUUAUUUUCCAUAUAUAACUUAUUUUAAUUUAAUUAUUUAUAACUAAUUUAUUUAUUUUUUGCUAUUUAAAUUACUGUAAAUGUACAUAAGUAUGUGUCUAAUAUAUAAGAAAAAAAUAGAAUAUUAAGUUUGGUUAAAUAAUAUGCUUUCUUAUUUAUAUUUUCUUUCAAUAAAUUUUUCUUUUGUUGAUUAUAA